This is a messenger RNA of Cydia amplana, 685 nucleotides long. It is a transcript of the gene endos, whose product is annotated as cAMP-regulated phosphoprotein 19. The coding region runs from base 173 to 520 and encodes 115 amino acids. Lineage: Eukaryota; Metazoa; Arthropoda; Insecta; Lepidoptera; Tortricidae. The transcript has 4 exons. Gene Ontology annotation, cellular component: cytoplasm. Gene Ontology annotation, molecular function: protein phosphatase inhibitor activity. The record is from RefSeq and is a predicted model, not a curated record.
CCAUUUUUGAUUUGAGGAAAAAUCAGCAAGGAUUGUUGACGAUUUUUAUUUGAUCGUUCUACACAUUAUUUCGUUGUAUUCUUUUCAAUUAUUGAUAUUUAGCGACUGCUAAUCGAGCAAUUGCUGGUUAAUUCCGUGAAGAAGAAAAGAAAGCAAUCCCAAGAUUUCCAUAAUGGGUGACUCCCAGGAUCAGAACGAACCCCCGAAGGACCCAAAAGAGUUGGAAAAACUAGAAGAAGCCAAGCUGAAGGCAAAGUUCCCAAAUGCCAUGUUGGGGCGUGGACCCGGGGGCCACUCGGCAUUCUUGCAGAAAAGACUUGCUAAAGGACAAAAGUUCUUUGACUCCGGCGACUACCAGAUGGCAAAGCAGCGCCCAGGGAAUCUAACAGCGCCUUUCAAGGCCCCAGCCGCGCCCGCCAAGCAGCCAACGGGCGACGCCAUCCCUACACCGGAGACCGUGCCCGUCCGCAAGACCUCCAUCAUCCAGCCCAAGUUCCAGCAGAACAGCCAGACCUCCUAGCCCGCCGUUAAGUGACAGGAUUUUGUCUGUUAGCCUGGCCAGACUUUCGGGGAUGUUUUGAGCACUUUCUUGUUUACUGACAUUCGAUCUUCGUUCUAGUUCUCUGAUUUAACAGGCUUGGAAGUAUCACAAAAAAUUAGUUUUGAAGUCUUUCUUACAGCAAUU